Messenger RNA from Aphidius gifuensis, 827 nucleotides. Its product is annotated as sentrin-specific protease 8-like. The record is from RefSeq and is a predicted model, not a curated record. The transcript is spliced from 2 exons. Gene Ontology annotation, molecular function: cysteine-type peptidase activity; deNEDDylase activity. NCBI's taxonomy places the organism in Eukaryota, Metazoa, Arthropoda, Insecta, Hymenoptera, Braconidae. Bases 134 to 808 code for a protein of 224 amino acids. Gene Ontology annotation, biological process: proteolysis.
UUUUUCAGUCCAUUCCAGUUCAUUCCGUUCAAAUUUCAAUUUAGUUCCCUUUGUCAUCUUGGUCAUGUUGUUUAUUUAACUUGUUUACAAAUUACAAAUUGGUCAGGUACAUAAUCUGAAUAAAUAUAAAAUAAUGGAGCAACAUAAAAAUUCAAUGUCAAAUGAUGAUAAAAUUGUUCUUAGUUAUUAUGACUGUCUUAUUCGUCAAUCUGAUAAAAAUUUAUUGACAGGAAAAUACUGGUUGAAUGACAUUAUCAUUGGUUUUUAUAUGGAAUAUUUAAAUAACAAUAUUGUCAGUAAAAUUGAUGAUAAAAAAAUUGUUUUAGCUAGUCCUGAAUUAACACAAUUAUUAAAAAUGAUGGAACCAAGUGAUUAUUCAACAAUUCUUGAUUCUUUCAUCAACAAGGAUAAUAUUAAUUUAAUAUUUUUUCCAUUAAAUGAUUCAGAUAAUUGUGAAGAAAUUGGUGGAUCACAUUGGAGCCUAUUAAUUUAUUCACAUAAUGAAAAUUCAUGUUAUCAUUAUGACUCAUGUCAUGGUGGUAAUGAUGACAUAGCUAAAAAAUUUUCAAAAAAAAUAUUUAAAUAUUUUUCAUUAAAUAAUAAUGGAAUUUUUAUAAAUGCAAAAUGUUUACAACAAAAAAAUGCAUAUGAUUGUGGAAUAUUUGUAUUAUGUUUUACAGAAUUAAUUUGUCAAAAAUUAUUAACAAAACAAUGUGAUAAUAUUAAGGAUUGUGAUACAAGUGAUGUUGUUAAUUACGUCAGCUCAAAACGAAAUGAUAUCAAUGAACUUAUUGAAUCAUUGAGUUGAAAUAAUUAAAAUUAUCUUU